Messenger RNA from Capsella rubella, 529 nucleotides. RefSeq names its product S-protein homolog 20. NCBI's taxonomy places the organism in Eukaryota, Viridiplantae, Streptophyta, Magnoliopsida, Brassicales, Brassicaceae. The coding region runs from base 43 to 447 and encodes 134 amino acids. The transcript has a single exon. The record is from RefSeq and is a predicted model, not a curated record.
UAAAAAAUCAUUCAAGAAAGAAAAAGAAAAAAACUAUUUACAAUGUGUGGCUCAUCAGCAGCAUUACGCAUAAUAUUUAGUGUGAGUUUCAUGGUUAUUUUCUUUGGUGGUGGACUCUGCGAGGCUAGAAUGCAUGUAAAUGUGGAUAUCAUCAAUGAUAUUGGUCCAAAUGUUCAGUUGGGACUACACUGCAAAUCCAAGAAUAAAGAUCUGGGAACACAAUAUCUAGCCCCUCAACAGCACUGGGGAUUCAGAGCAAAUCUCAACGUUUGGGAGACAACUUUGUAUUUUUGCCGCUUUCGAUGGGGAAGUCAGUCUCAAUGGUUCGAUAUUCUCAUUGCCAACAGAGAUCAAAAAACAUGUGAACAUCAUCCUUGUGUUUGGAGUAUCAGACCUAAUGGUCCAUGUCGAUUAACUGGUCAUGAAGAAUGUUUCCCAUGGAAUUAAUGUUGAUACUUGAAUUAUGUUUGGUUGUAACAUGUUUUCUUAUUUUCAAGCUAAAGAAUAAUAAAGUUGUUUUCUUUUUUUU